This is a messenger RNA of Pseudomyrmex gracilis, 2455 nucleotides long. Its product is annotated as T-cell activation inhibitor, mitochondrial. NCBI's taxonomy places the organism in Eukaryota, Metazoa, Arthropoda, Insecta, Hymenoptera, Formicidae. The coding region runs from base 362 to 1834 and encodes 490 amino acids. Gene Ontology annotation, cellular component: mitochondrion. The transcript is spliced from 8 exons. The record is from RefSeq and is a predicted model, not a curated record.
UUAUCACAGCACAGCAGUUCAUUGUCAACAAUAAUCGUCAAUUCCGCCAGUCAGUCGCGAUCUCAUCACAAUGCGCGUUCCAGUGUGCGUCAGUAAUUUUUACGUCGUCUUGCUGCACAGAAUGACUCGCGCGACGUUCUAUUUUUGAAUCGCGAACCUUCAGAAUCGAAUCUUGAAGAUACAAAGACGCUUUCGCGGAGAAAGCGAGAUAACGCGUGUCUCGAAUAGAGCGAACGUGUCUCGUUUGAAGAAGAAAUAGACGAUAUUUUCCGAGGACGUGACACUUGUCGUGUCCGCUGCGUGAUUCAUUGAGUUAUGCGAUAAGAAAAUAAUCGUGUGAGACACAAAAAGCUCGGACGAGAUGUACUGCGCGACACUCGGAAGAUGUUUUUGCAGACGAGAUGCUGUAAGGGCUCUGAGCACCAGCGAGGUCUCCACCGCGCUCAGGCCGUUCUACUUCACCGUUCAUCCCGAUUUGUUCGGCCAGUAUCCCACGCAAAGAACAGUAAACGAGAACUCUUUGAAGCAACUGAGCUCGAUCUUAGAAACUUUACAACAGAAACAACCGAUACGGCCGACCACAUUGCCUUUUUAUCUGCGUUCCAAAGAUGAGAAAGAAGUCAAGGCUGGCAAAUUCACGCUUGUCAAAAUACAGUUAAAAGAGAAGGAUCUGAGGCAAACGAUACUCUCUAUUUUAAAAACAUGCGAUUUACCAACAACGUUCGUCGACAAAAUCGAGGAACAGAAGCCUCCUGUCGCGAGACACAAAUCUCGAUUUUGGCAGCGCUCGUAUUCCGGAGAGAACGUGGAUUUUUCAGAAUUGGAGGAUGAUCCCAUUUAUGCGUCAAUUAUAAUGAAACGAAAGAUCAAUUUAGAACCAGACACAUUGAAGGCGUAUCUAGAUAAACACAUUAAUGAGGCGCAUGUUAAGCUUGAAGCAUGUAGGCCAAUGAGGGAAGAGGUAGAAAAACUAGAGAAAAUAUUGUGCACAAAUUUGGGACUGAAAGACAUCGUAUGGGAUUGCGGUUGGAAUAUCGCUCAUUACCGUGGUUGUUUAUUAGCUUUUCGAGCCUUGGCGGAACACCAUCCGGAAUCGAUGGAAGUGUUGAGGAAUCGAACUCUCGUAUUUGCCAACGAUACCGGCGUUAGUUUAGAAGGUACUGUCAUGCUGAAUUCAGGCGAGGUCAGGCACAAUUGGCUCGAUUUGAUAAAGAAUGUUAGAAAACAUGACUCUCUAUUGGUAAAAUUACCGGCGUUUGAGAAGGCGGUGUCUCAAGUUCUGCUCAACAUUAAAGUUGGUCGACGAGUCCUCUAUAUGUGCAGGAAAUUCAUGCCUAAAGUAAUGGUCGGUCAAUACGAGCGACAACUACGACAGCUCAUAACCACGCUCUCAGAUUAUCGGGGUAAGAGGAAGUAUCCGAAUUCUUGGCCGGCCGAUUUGUCAGCUUACGAAAUUGUGAUCGAAGCCGAAGCAGGUCCUUUGAUGCUGUCACCAACGGGACAAUUUAUCGUGCCAUCCUCCUGUCCAAGCUUUCUCUUAGUAAAUUUUAUCACGGAAAACUUGGAAGAAGCUACGAAGAAACUAAAUCAUUAUAAUAAUAUAAAACACGUGGAACGAGAACUCCAUCGUAAAACCAUUAAAGAAUUGGGCUUGGCAGCUCUCAACAAAGACGAUAGCAUUACACCAGAUCUAAUGAUACAGUGUUGCGAACAAUUGCUUCUGCACAAGAAGGAAUUAGCACCGUCUCUCGAGGGUGUUAUGCUCUGGGUUACUCAUUAUUAUUCUGUUAUGAGCGACGGUGUUCUUUGUGUGCCAUGGGACUGGAAAUUUUAAUUCAACGUAUUAACCUAAGUCAUAAAGAUGUUAGCGCAAAUUUAUAUCACCAAUAAGUGCGAGUAAAAAAUCUAAGUUUGAUUUCUGAAGACACAUAAGUAAUACAAUUAAAUGAUUAUAAUGAUGUAAAAAGCAGCAACUAAUAGAAAAAUUGAACAUAAAAGAUAAAAAAAAUUAUUAAUUAUUAAUUAAUGAAUAAUGUGUACAUUUACGCACAUUUUGAGAGAAUGUUAUUCUAUUAAUUUUGAACAUAUGACAAAAUGCAUUUUUUUUUCUUGUCAGAACAAAUUUGAGUUAUCGUUUUAAAACUUUGCAAAGUUUUUGGAAGGUGGUGAGAUUUUGCGAGAAAUGCAUAAAUUUGUAUUUCUACUUGCGAUAUCAAGAGGAGAUUGGAGAACACAAAAAAUGUAAGAGAAUUAAGAUUUUUCUUAAUUUUAUUAGAUAAGUCUUAAUUCCGAUGAACAGCUCAAAAUAGCGCUAUACUCAUUGUGUACGACAGUUCGUUGUAUACAUAUUUUUUAAGCGAUUUCUUAUCAACUGUAAGCGCAAGACGAUUGUAUACGUAUGUAUUCUAUGGAGAGAUCUAAUUAAGAUACAAUAAAAGUAGAAAAAUUUUCCAUA